This is a messenger RNA of Lotus japonicus, 1234 nucleotides long. Its product is annotated as protein SRC2. NCBI's taxonomy places the organism in Eukaryota, Viridiplantae, Streptophyta, Magnoliopsida, Fabales, Fabaceae. Gene Ontology annotation, biological process: defense response. Bases 81 to 998 code for a protein of 305 amino acids. The transcript has a single exon. The record is from RefSeq and is a predicted model, not a curated record.
AUUGUCAUUGGCUUCUAUUCUAGCUUACUACAGACUGUUAGUUGUUUGCAAAGCUGCACAGAACCUCGAAGAAAAGAGCAAUGACAUCAUCUCGUCCUCCUCCGUCGAAGUCGGUGGAUCUCGACCUCACCAUCGUCUCCGCCAAGCAUCUCAAGAACGUCAACUGGAAAACCGGCGACCUCAAGCCGUACGUCGUCUUCUGGGUCGACCCCGACCGCCGUCUCGCCACCAAAUCCGACGACUCCGGCAACACCUCCCCCGUCUGGAACGAGCGUUUCACCCUCCCUCUCUCUCACCCCAUCACUGACUCCUUUCUCACCCUCGAGAUCUUCCACUCCAAACCCUCCGAUACCCCCAAACCCCUCGUCGCCACCGUCCGCCUCCUCCUCGCCGACCUCCACGACCUCCAUGAUUCCUCCAGCAUCCGCAAAUUCACCCUCCUCCGCCCCUCCGGCCGCCCCCACGGCAAGAUCCACCUCAAGCUCGGCCUCCUUGGUCGCCCCCAACCCCUCGAUUACCCCAACCCAAGCUCCAACCCCAACCCUAACCCUAACCCUAACUGUAACCCUUCGUUCCUCUAUUACAGAGGAUAUACUCCAUCACCUUCCCAAUCUCAACCACCUUCUCCUUACUCUUCUUCCUACACCUCUUACGCUGCUGAUUCCUACACCGGCGGUUACUAUCCCGGUUACUAUUCAGGUGCUCCUCCACCGCCACCACCACCUAGGCCUUUCUUUGACCGACCGGGCGGUUAUUCCGGGCUCAGCGGGCCAUCUGCCCCGCUGGAUUAUUCCUCCGCCAGCUCCUAUGAUCCGAAGCCCAGGGGUGCAAAGAUGGGCUUGGGUGCCGGGCUUGCUGUUGGCGCGGUUGCCGGGGCUCUGGGCGGGCUUGCUUUGGAAGAAGGGCUGAAAUACGAAGAGGACAGGAUCACGGAGAGGGUGGAAAACGGCGUUGCUGCUGCGCGGGACGAUUACGGGGAUUACCGGGCAGAUUAUUGAAAUGCUUAAGCUGCAAGGUUUGAAGUUUGAAGGCUAAUUAAUUCACUCUGCUGAUAUUCUGGUAUAUAUAUAUAUGAAUUAUAUAUGAUGUAUAUAUUUCAAUUUGUGUUGGACUGAAUGCAUCUAUGUUGCUUUAUUUUCGCUGGUCUAUGAAAUGAAUGUUUAUCUUGUGAUGAUUUCCUACCUUUGCUCGUUCGAGAUUAUGAAAAUGAAAUAAAGUUGGUUUCUCUUUAUUA